UCUGUGAAAAAAAAUUAAGUAUGAGUGAGCGGCCUCCCCGGCAAAUGUGACGGUCACAUUUUCCGUCAGCUCCGCCGGCUCCCGCUCUACUGCAGUAACUGAAGGGAAGUCCCUCAAGCGCCGCCUCUGCCGUGUGAGUUAAGAGCCCCUGUAAUCUGCUCUGGGCUGCUCCACUCACGCUUUCCCGGGUGCCGCUGUCCGUGUUCGCCUGCUGCCGCCCGUCUCUGCGUCCCGCUGGUAACAUCUCCGGAGGGGGUGAUCAGCUUGAGCUGCUCUCGAUGGCUCCGCCUCCCUGGCCGUCACUCACCAACAGGCCGCUCCUCUCCUCUCCCUCCGGAUCUCUGCGUCACUGCCAGCCGCCUCAGCUCAGCUCCUCACCACCGCCGCUGGAGGCUUGCGUCCCGGGUCCCGCCGGCGUGGAUUUUCCGCUCACUGCUGCCGAGGGAGAGCUCACAUUGCUACUGCUGCUGGGUGCCAAACACCGGAUGGCUCCGCCUCCCUGGCCGUCACUCACCAACAGGCCGCUCCUCUCCUCUCCCUCCGGAUCUCUGCGUCACUGCCAGCCGCCUCAGCUCAGCUCCUCACCACCGCCGCUGGAGGCUUGCGUCCCGGGUCCCACCGGCGUGGAUUUUCCGCUCACUGCUGCCGAGGGAGAGCUCACAUUGCUACUGCUGCUGGGUGCCAAACACCGGGGAUGGUCCAAAAUUCGGCUACAGGAAAACGAUGAUGGUGAAGAGGUGAUCUGGCAAGAAGAUGAUAAGGACCAGGAGGAUGGUCCGGAGGAGGAGGAGGAUGGUCCGGAGGAGGAUGGUGAGGAGGAGGAGGAGGAGGAGGAUGGUGAGGAGGAGGAUGGUGAGGAUGGUGAGGAGGAGGAUGGUGAGGAGGAGGAUGGUUAG
Pseudophryne corroboree (corroboree frog) is the source of this 896-nucleotide messenger RNA. Its product is annotated as proline-, glutamic acid- and leucine-rich protein 1-like. The record is from RefSeq and is a predicted model, not a curated record. The transcript has 5 exons. Bases 279 to 896 code for a protein of 205 amino acids. NCBI's taxonomy places the organism in Eukaryota, Metazoa, Chordata, Amphibia, Anura, Myobatrachidae.